GCUUGUACGUCCUCAUCGUCACAACUGCCAUUUUCGUACCUCAAUGGUGGUGUGGUUCGGUCACAUCCACCACCGUUCGCGGUUGCAUCAUCGUCCACCGCACAUGAGUUACCGCAGUCUUUUGUGCCACCUCUGUUCGAUGAUGACGAUGAUCUGAUGAUGGAUGCGGUCAGUAGAGUGCGUCUGGUGCAAUUUCAGAAAGAUACUGAAGAACCAAUGGGAAUCACCUUGAAGGUCACGGAAGAUGGUCGGUGCUUAGUUGCCAGAAUUAUGCACGGUGGAUUAAUACAUAGGCAAGCAACUCUUCACGUGGGUGAUGAAAUACGCGAGAUCAAUGGUGUCAGUGUGUUGAAUCAGAGUGUCGAAAUGCUGCAGAGGCUAUUGCGUGAUGCUCGUGGUGCAGUAACGUUCAAAAUUGUGCCAUCGUAUCGCAGUGCUCCGCCAGCGUGUGAGAUUUUCGUUCGUGCUCAGUUCGAUUACGAUCCGGCUCAGGAUGAUUUGAUUCCAUGCCCGCAAGCUGGUGUUCCAUUUAAAACUGGCGACGUUUUGCAGGUAAUUCAAAAUCUUUUCCCAGUAUAA
Molecule: messenger RNA, 579 nt
Organism: Gongylonema pulchrum
Lineage: Eukaryota; Metazoa; Nematoda; Chromadorea; Rhabditida; Gongylonematidae
Source: the annotation of a GenBank genome assembly